AGCGGAUGCAGCAAUAAUCUUUGUCAAGUGAAUUCCUUGUCACAAAUUGUGAAUCUAUCUUCUCCAUUACGGGCGUAUGAAUACCUUCAACUACUAUGCCUGACGGGUUUUACUCCUCGCCCUUCUGGGCUGGCUACCUAGAAGCACAACGAAGCAAGCUACCUGUGCUUCCGGAAAUUGACGAUGGCUUGUCUAGCUGCGUUGUGCGCUUCCUUGGGUGCAAUCCUGGAAGCAUGCAGCUACAGGGCACGAACACAUACCUCGUUGGCACUGGAAGCACUAGAAUACUCAUUGACACUGGAGAGGGAGCUCCGCAAUGGGCAUUGGGUAUGACCAGAUAUCUCGAAGACCACGACAUAUCCAUCUCCCAUGUCCUCCUCACACACUGGCACAAGGACCAUACUGGUGGUAUAGCCGAUCUCCUUGCCCAUGAUUCCAAUAUAUUAGUAUACAAGCACAGGCCUGACCAGGGCCAGCUGGACAUCGUAAACGGUCAAACUUUUCAAACGCCAGGUGCGACUCUCAGGGCGGUGCUGACGCCUGGGCACACCGUUGACCAUACAUGCUUCGUGUUGAAAGAGGAAAACGCUCUUUUUACCGGUGACAACGUGCUAGGCCAUGGCUACAGUGUAGCUGAGGACCUGGAAGCCUACACAGACAGCCUCCGCCUGAUGGCAAGUCUAAAGUGUGCCAUCGGCUAUCCCGGCCAUGGAGACGUGAUAUAUAACCUACCCCAAGCGAUGGCAAAAUAUAUCGCGCAGAGGGUUUCAAGAGAGAGGCAAAUAUAUGCCGUGUUGGCCCGGCAAACCUCUUCCUGUUCUUCGUCUAGUAAUGUGAGCAGCGCAAGCAGUGUCAGGACCAUCAAAAGUGGCGACGCGGGAGGUACCGUCGGCCCUGAUAAUGGUCGCGAUGAGGAAGAUGGCAAUGGGACGGACACAGUGCAGGGCCUAUCCACAGCUGACAUAGGCGGUCUCAUUUACGGAGAGGUCUCCAAAGAUAGCGCAACGUUUGAUUCAGCUGUGGGGCCCCUGUUGAAUCAGGUUUUAUACAUGUUGCUAGAGCAAGGCAAGGUUGGUUCUAGGUUAAUUGGGCCGGAUAAUACUAGGCAUUGGUUUGCAACGGCUCAACCAAUUUAAGAACGAAUUUCAUGUUUUUGCUACUUCUUGC
Aspergillus pseudotamarii is the source of this 1167-nucleotide messenger RNA. RefSeq names its product beta-lactamase-like protein. The record is from RefSeq and is a predicted model, not a curated record. The transcript has 2 exons. Gene Ontology annotation, biological process: secondary metabolite biosynthetic process. Lineage: Eukaryota; Fungi; Ascomycota; Eurotiomycetes; Eurotiales; Aspergillaceae. Bases 96 to 1136 code for a protein of 346 amino acids.